UCGUGGUACCGCACAUUUUUGUCACGCAGCCAGUGGACGGGAUCCAUAUUCAGCGCACGGUCAGUGAAGUCAAGAUUAUUAACUGUCCAUGUUGUACCUGAGGUAAAGGUCAAUGGGUCAUUCUCAACAGGCACCAUAGAUUUCUAUUUUGCCAAUAACCUAGUCACUACGGAGGAGUAGAACCACCCUUGAGAACUGGGGCCGUUUUUAUCCUUCACUAAGGGGAGGGCAGGCUGGAGCUUGAGUGCUUGUGAAUUGCCUUGCCAAUUUCCCCUGAGGAUGUUUAAAACUUUUUUUAAUAAUUGGUUGAAAUGGCAUGACAUCGGCCAUACCUUCGGUGGUGUACAGGAAUUUAAUUGUUGGCAGUAAACCAAGGAAAUUGCAAAGUAGUAGUGGCCAUGGCACUCCAGUUGAGGUUCGAAAACGUAUAACAAAAUGUUUCUGUCCAUUCUUUCAUUCUUUUUUCACAGCAAAAUCGUUUUGUUAUAAAGCUGGUAAGAUCAAUAUAGAGAUUCUCAGUCGGAAAAUACGACUGCUUUUUGUUAUCAGCGAAAGAAACAUGCCUGGAAAAUAUGGUUUCUAAGAAAAAUAAAUGUUAUCAUUCGGUGUACGUGGAAUUUGCGCCAAUCGAGGCAUUUCCUUAGAGAAAACCCCUUUUGUCAACCUUCUUCUUAGAAAGCGCUUGUGGAAUAUGGAUCAAUCUACCGCUCGUGUGACAGCCGAAAGGGUUUUUUUGACAGACGACAAGAAUUUGACUAAAUAAAAGAUAGAUGAACCCCAUAAUGAUCACAGUGAAGACGAUAUAUCACACUGAUGUUUCAGUGGUUUACCCAAAUAAUCCAAAGAAAAAAAUGCAACUGCGCACGAAAUCAUAUCAUAUGUCCCCCUAGGCAAUAAUAGAAAAAUGUCAUGAAGAAUUUAUAACUUUUACGGCUAUUUUUAAACAAUUAUAACAUUAUGCAUUUUUCAAGCUUUCAGAUGUCCAUAUUUACAAGCAUGCCUCAAUGUACAUUAUGUACAAGUAUAUCUUAGGACAGCUUCCUCAUACCGUUGACAUCAAACGUGCCAGUAAACGGUGUUCUAUGUUAGUGCCCAUGGGCAUUAAUUUUAAGUAGGGGCGUAUCAAAAGACGCGGACAGAAAAAAAGGGCUCAAUCUUGGACUUUUGGAACCAGAGAACGCCCAUGGCCUGGAGUGUUGACAGCCAAGACGUUCAGAUGGCGUCUUUUUUAAUUAAUAAGUAGUUUGGUUUUGAAGUGAAAGUGAAAAACGAGCAAAGUGUAUGAGUAGUAAUAGUUUUUCUUUACAGGAAUCUUUAGCUUAUUUGAUGAAUGGUAGUUCAAAGCAAUUCAUUUUCAAGAUUAAGACUUAAGAUGAUAAAGGUUGUCUACCCACCACAAGAAACAGAUAAAGGACGGGCUAGUUGCUUAUGGACGCCCUUUUAUCGUUUAUUUCCCAAACCAUUAGAUCAUGAAUGUAUUUACACAAUGUUAGGGUGGAUAAAUGAAAAUCUUCUUGCUUUUCAAUAUAAAGAAUUACGAUAUUUAAAUUACUUGCUUUUUAAACCAUCUUUAUUUAUUUUUUGUAGAAUCGGUCACGCUCGUAUAUUAGAUUUAAUCACUCCAACAUCCUUAGACCCUUUUUAAAGCCAUAUUACCGGCGAACGUAUUUUCGGAUGUUAAGCCUUAAUUCGUCUCACGUCGUGAUUCAGGGGCACAUAAAAGAGAUGCCUGUUCAAAAGGCCUAUUACCUUUUAUGUCCUGGCCAUGAUUUCGAAAUAAACAUAAAUUUCCAUUCUAGUUAUAAGACGAAGGAAGAAAUACAAAUCAUAAUUAUGAAAAUGGGUUAAUUGCAUUCCAGCACGCCUUGACUCCAUAAUGCUUACUGUAAGAUAAAUAGUCCAUUUGAACACCCAGUUUUCAAUUUUAAUUAGGAAUUGGAUUAUUUAUGACGGGAACUAAAAGUGCUUUACUUUGAUGGUUAACUUCAGCGAAUCUAAAUAAGGUUUGCUGUCUUGUCCACCCCUGUGACACUUGAUGCGGUAAAAGGCUGUUAAUUUAGUGCGUUUUUGGCCCAUUUACAGCGUAAUUUGGGCACUGUUCCCACUAAUGUACAUUUGAACAGGUACGAUGCUGUGUGUGUGCUGUGAAGAAUUAGGAGUGUUGAAAUAAGAUUGUGCAUCACGUACAAUAGCUCAUACUGCUUCCUCCUCUGCACUUGUAAAGGUGACUACGUUCAACAAGAAACAGAUUUCCUGGAAAGGGAAAGCACUAGCUAACAGCCGUUGCCAUGUCAACAAGAAUUAACGUGGAACAAGAUUAUCGAGGCACUCCAACUUUGGAACGUCUUAGGAAAUCGGCAACUAUUGAUGAUCCAACUUCUCCGGGUAAGAAACGCGUCACUAUCCAAACUGAUGCAGAUUCAGGAUAUGAUGAACCAACGAGAGGUCGCCCCAUAAACAUUCACCGUGAGGGAAUUAGCCCAAGACAUUCACCUCGCUUGGCCCACCGUAUGAUGACAGAGCCUGGAUUUCAAGUCCCAACUGAUCCUUUCUUCGAUUUUCCUCACAAAUCGGGACGAAGAUUUGACGACUUUCACCGCCGCGCCUCACCAAACCCAAUGGCGUCGGAUUGGGAGCGAGAAAUGGAGCGCAUGCAGCGUGAGUUUUUCAGAGACAGAGACAGAGAUUUCAAUCAAAUGCACAGUCCGCCGGGGCCGGACAGAGUAGUAGAGCGCACCAUCAAUAUGCCUCCGACGAGGCAUGCCGCAGAUAUUCACGGAGAUUAUUUCAGGAACAUGGAGUCCAAUUCCCCUAAAGACGAUGUCAAAGUGGCGUUCGUGGCCGAUAAAGAUGGCAACCCAAAAUAUACAGUUAAAAUGUUCAUGGGAUCCAACAUCAAACCGGAAGAACUUUAUCUCUCCACCAAUGGUCAAAAUGUAACCGUUGAGGUGAAGCAAAAUAUCCAAGAAGGAAAUUCAACCGUUACCAGAAAGUACAGCCGGAGCGUGGUGUUACCAGAUUCCGUACAGGCGCAAAAAGUUGAGGCGUCUCUCGGGCCAGACGGGACGCUCGUUCUGGAGGCUCCAGCAACACCCCCAGACUACAACCACCACCGUGAAGCCUCUUUCACAAGCAACUGGCCCAUCGUCAGCGAUCCCGAUUCCCAUGUUCGUAAAAUACGCCAAGAACUUUACCUCCCAGACUACCCUCCGGAAAACAUAAAAGUGAAAACAAUUAAUCGUAAAGUCGUGGUGAAUGCAGAGCGAGAGGAGAAUAUUAGCGGUGGCACAGAAAAGAGGGUCUUCAAUAAGGAGUUUGAAUUGCCGGAGAAUGUUGAUCCCUUUAGUGUCAAUGCACAUGUCACCAAAGACGGCAAACUGAUCAUUGAGGCGCCCUUAAAGUUGUCGAAUUAAUAAAAACUUUAGGUCAUGAUUCACCAUAAGUAUUAACUUGUACGUAUCCCAGAGUGUACAUAAAAAGCCUUGAUAAUAUAUGAUAACGGGUUUUUGUAAUUAGCAAGGUUGCUAUUUCCGCGUUCUUGCUGUAAUAAGCACUUAAAUACAGGCGGACAGUAACCUAUAGAUGUAAGAACACGAAGAGAUAGUUCAGUGUUCGUAAUCGUACUACUGGCAUUUAAAUGUCAUCAAUCGACUAGGGAAUCAAAAUCAUUGUAAUUUUAAGGGUAAUACUGCGUACAUGUGACUGGGUUUAAGUUCUUCCGUAUUGGUAACCGUUCUAUUGUAUACCCAAACACAGUUCUGUGUGUUUAUGUUAAAUAGGGUUAUAUAUUGUAUAGAUACAUGCACUACUAAAGAAGCGCAAGUGAUAACUAUAUUGGGAAGAGUGAUUAUGCUGUAUGCUUUAAUAGGAUCUCUACAGUUAAAUGAAUGAAGCAAAGUCUUUCUGUUUCUACUAUUCAGAUAAGUGUCUUUUGCGGUUUCUUAAUGUUAUUUAAAUUAUUGAGAUCCUGUCUGUUUGUCAAUGUAAGAUAUUCUUUUAGGACAACCGGCUUAAACCAGUUUCAUAAGUUAUGAGUAAUGGUGAGACGCCAUGUGCUGUGCAAAACGCAUACUGAUGCAGGGACAUACAUUGACAAAACUGCUAUGUUCACGCAAAUAUACAUGUGAGGAAGUAAUGACACUGCAAAACCUCUCAGGCGGAGGUCUAGUAGCACUGCAAGGUUUAUAUAUCAUUUUGACGUACAGAAAAGAAGGGCAAAGAUGCGUGGGAUCUUUGAGAUAUAUAUUUUGUGCAGUCUGAACACAUUCAUCUGAUGACGCAAGUUUGGCUGAUGUCCGGUCAAAAGUAGGUCUUGUGUGAACGCAACCUAAUUUCACUUAAUGUUACGUAGCCUUUUUAGAGAAAAGAUGAGCACCGGAAAUCUUCGUGCUUUCUGGAAUCAUCAUGAGUCACAGGUAGA
Messenger RNA from Lingula anatina, 4420 nucleotides. RefSeq lists its product as uncharacterized. NCBI's taxonomy places the organism in Eukaryota, Metazoa, Brachiopoda, Lingulata, Lingulida, Lingulidae. The record is from RefSeq and is a predicted model, not a curated record.